AUGCCCAGGGCUCUGCGGGACAUGGGGGCCAUGCUCACCUGCCUCCAGCUCCUGCUGCUUCUCACCGGUGUAGAGCUGAGGCCCCACACAUGGGAUGAGGACAGGCUCCAGCUGGAAGCCAUCAAAAAGGGGAUCCUGGAGCGGUUGGGGAUGCCCGCUCCCCCCGUGGUCCGGCACCGGCUGGACCGGGAGAGCAUCCGGAGCGCACAGCGGCUGUACCGGCAGAAAGUGGCUGAGCUGAUGGGGAACCAGAGCCGGGAGGAGGAGGGAGCUGUGCCUGGGACCUUGCACCUCCAUCGCCUGACACCCACAUUGCUUCACCAGCCGGACAUCCCCCAGGGACACCAGGACCCCCGGGGACACCAGGGCCCCCGUGGCCCCUACUGCUACCAUCUCAUCCUCUCCCGCACCAAAGCUUUCCACCGGCAGCUCCGGGUGGCCCGAGCAAAGCUGAAGCUCUUCAAGCAGUCGCUGUCACCCCCCAGCAUGUCCCCACUCGACACCUCGGUGCCCUCCCGUGUCAGCAUUUACACCCUGGGGGGGGCUCAGGGGACCCCCCAGCUCCUACAUAGCCAAGAGCUGGACCCUGACACCCCGAGCCUGGACCUCACAGCGGCCAUCCAGCCCUGGGUUGCCAGUCCCGAGGACACGCUGCGCCUGGAGUUGACCUUCACAGCUGACGUCUCAACCUUGUUGGACACCUCGGGAGAUGAGACCCUGGUGUUGGAGGUGGAAACCCAUGAGCCUGCGGGCCGCAGGGCCAGGAGAGCCCGGGGGCUGGAGGAGGAGUGCGGGAAAAGCGAUGGGAAGUGUUGCCUCAAGUCGCUCAAGGUCUCCUUCCAGGACAUCGGCUGGUCAGACUGGGUCAUCGCCCCCAACAGCUACUACAUGAGGUUCUGCGAAGGUUCCUGUCCCCACAACUACAAGCCGGCCAGCAUGCACGCCCAGAUCAAAGCCCGCAUGCACUCCCUCUCCAAAGCCACCCCCCCGCCCUGCUGUGUCCCCGCCGGCUACGACCCCAUGGUGCUGAUGCACUACGAUGGCGAGGGCAGGCUGGUCUCCACCCUCUUCGAGGACAUGCUGGUCACCAGGUGCCACUGUGCCUGA
Molecule: messenger RNA, 1107 nt
Organism: Egretta garzetta (little egret)
Lineage: Eukaryota; Metazoa; Chordata; Aves; Pelecaniformes; Ardeidae
Gene: GDF15
Product: growth differentiation factor 15
Exons: 2
Coding region: 1-1107 (368 amino acids)
Biological process (GO): SMAD protein signal transduction
Cellular component (GO): extracellular region
Molecular function (GO): cytokine activity; growth factor activity
Source: RefSeq, a predicted model, not a curated record